GUUUUUGUGGAGUUGAGCCAAACCCAAUCUCGUGAUGGGAGGCCCCUCUACAUCACUAUGGACCCUACUAAUCUCAGCUAUCGGAAUUGCCUGUGAGGCUACACUGAUUUCUGCAGAUAGCAUGAUAUUACCCAUAAACGAAACUCAGCAAUGGAGCAUGGAAAACAGAACAAUGAAUAAUGCUCCACAAGAAGUCUUCAAUAUAACAACAGUGAAUCAGGCCACUUCCAGGAUUUAUAACGCUGUUGACACACUGAGUACACAACUGUCUAUUUUUGGCGCAAACAACCAAAGCCAUACCGAAGUGGAGGUUAAUGGGUUGCAAGAGGACCUCCGGCAGAUUAAGGACUUGACCCUGAAAGUCUUCCUUUAUUUGACUGAGGUCCAGGACAUCUUUGGAGUUUUGAACAUUCUGAAUACUUAUGAUGUCCGAAGUGUGACGUUCAUAAGCCUGUGGUUCAACAUCCAGCUGAAACCGCUUUUACCUGACAUAACUGGAGAAAUCAUGACCCUGUUGAGCACAAAAGACUUCAGCUGCAGUUCCUAUCAGGCAUUGGUCAAGGGAUUUAGUGAUGAACAUGAAUUAAUUGACACAGAGCAACAACAAGUGAUCUUCAGUAAUUUCAUCUAUCCGUUCCUUUCGAGAAAUGACUCAGGAGGUUGUGUCUCAAACACCAACAGCAGCACGGUCUGGCUGAAGAAGAAUUUUGGAAUCUAUUCGGCUUUUGCAGAACUGUCAGAGUUACGCAUCCUCAACCCUGACUUCUCAAGUGUGGCAGUUCUAGACAUCCUCUCACCAAACCAGAAAGUUGAAUUGAUACUAGACCCAAGCAGUGGCGCUCUGGAGAAUGAGACACUUGUGAGGGAAGUUUUCGUCACCUUGCUGGAUUCCGAAGAACAGCUCGAGGAGUUCUAUGUGACUUUUGUUGAAGUCACCACGCAGGAAAACAUCACCAUCAUCACAAACACAGCCGUAAGAGACACAAUGCUAAAUCUGACCUUGACGGCUCUUGCUCCCAAAUUCUACGACUUCGAGCCAACAGACUUCCAGCUGUGGUUCCAAGUGAAUCUGGAUGUUCUGCUGGCCAGCAUCCUUCCUGCCAGUUUGGUUGUUAUCCCCCAAAACAUCUCCUGUGAAUCCUACAGUGCCAUAUACAUUGGUCUUGACCAAAGUUUGGCAUCUCUUCCAUCGAACCUCUCACAGGGUGUGCAGUCAAGCUUGAAUGCACUGACGGCGACAUUCCAACGUUGCCCAAGGCCGGCAGUUCAUAUUGUGUGCCAAGAAACACUGGUCAAUGAGGUACAACUUUGUGCUGGAAUCAGCAGUUCACAAGACCUGUCUUCUGGCAAUUCCUCGGAAUCCCUUUGCAAAUUCACCAUCCCUCAAUAUGCCUGUUCCGCAACGACCCAUCUGUCAGCCGACAACUUGGCGACGCUGCUGAAAUGCCAACUGGCAAGCAAUGAGACCUACUCCACAGCAAUCUGGAAGCUGUUCUUCCAAAACAAUGCUGCAGUUCUGGGACAGGCUCUAUUGGAAUACUCUAGCAUGAACGCCAGUAUCAGCAGUCCAGCUAUGCCACAAGUCCUUGAUGCCAUCGGUGAGGUCAUAAUCAACAACUUCACCAAUGCGCAACUGAACAACGCUGCUUUAAUUGCUGAGUUGUUCCAGACGAUGCUCCGACCGUUCUUGGCAUCUCCAUCCAGCAAUUUCCUCUCCUGUCUCAGCUCCAAGAACUUCAGUUGUCAGACCUAUCAAAUUGUCGUUGCUGCUAUAAGCAGCCAAUCAGCCUCCAUCAACACAGUGCAGCAACAAGUGAUCUUCACUCGUUUCAUCUAUCCAUUCCUUUCGAGAAAUGACUCAUCAGAUCCCGGCUGUGUCUUAAGCACCAGUGGAAGCACGGACUGGCUCCAGAAAAACUUUGGCGUCUUUGGUGUUUUCGCAGACCUGUCAGAGUUAAUAGUCCUCAAUCCUGACUUCUCCAGUAAAGACUCUCUGUCACUGCUGACCCCAACCCAAGUGGCACAAUGGAUAUUGACCUCUGGGGUGUUGAAUGACACCAAUGACAUCACCCUUGUGUUUGAGAGGCUCCAGGAAGGAGACGCUUUCCAGAACAUUGACACGUUCCUAACGCAACUGACCGCCAGUGAAAUGGUUGUGGACAUCCUCCCAGUCGUGAGAGAUGAGAUGAUGAAUCAGACCUUUUACAUCAUCAGCCCUCAUUUCCCCCAGUUUGAGCAAGUGGACUGGAUUGCAUGGUUCAAAGUAAAGCUGAUUCCUAUCCUCCCCAGUUUUACUGAAGUCAUGCUCACUAAUGCUACGUCGUACGUCAACUGCACCAACUACCAAGUGAUUGUGAAAGGAAUGUCCAGCGCCUUCUCCAAAAUGACCAACGAUAGAAGAGAAGACAUUGCAAUGGUCCUGCUGACAUACCUGAAGAGAUCUUUACAAUUUAUCAAUGGACCAGCUUGCAGCCAGGAUAUCCACAACAGCGCUGACUGGCUUGAAAUCAACCUGGGUCUGUACUCUGAAUACGUAACCUACUCGGAUCUCAAAACCUUCAACAUUUCACUGUUUGCAGUUCUAGACUACUUUUCACCAAACCAGAUUGCCGAAUUUAUACUGGACCCUAUAAACCUUGCGAAUGAAACUCUUGUAGAAGAGGUGUUCCUAUGGGUUCUACAGUCAUCCGACCUGGGGGAGAUUGGUAUUUUUUUCCAAUCAUUUGUGGAUGUUGCUGCAAUGGUAAACAUGACCAGUAUUCAGCCUGGACUGCGAGACAUUCUCUUAAACAUGACACUUACAGCACUGGCCCCGAAAUUCAACACUCUAGACACUCAGGGAUAUGAGCUCUGGUUCCAGGUCUAUCUACAAUUAUUACUUCCAGGCAUUCAACCUGGGACCUUCUCCAUCAUCCCAAGGAACAUCAGCUGUGACUCCUUCAGUGCAAUCGUCAAGGGCUGUGAUAACGUAGUCAGUCAACUGUCACCGACUCAGUCCCAGCAAGUCUACCUGUUCUUAAUGGAUUAUUUGACAGACCAAUCCGUUGAAGAUCAGUCCAUUCUGACCCAACCUAACUGCUUUAGGACCCUACUGCAACUUGUUGCUAGUCGGCCUUCCUACUUCUGCAACUCACCCUAAAUAUAGGGUUGGGGUUAAACAAGCUUUUUGGGGCUGCUUGCAUUAAAUGUAACACUGUUGAUGGCAUUUAGUGCAGCAAUGGGCACUCCUGUUCAGUUCAUAAUAUUUAACAUCUAGAGGAUAAUUAAUAGAUGAUAGUGUGUGUGUGUUCACCACUAUUACAGUGUUGCUUCAUGCUUCGCUUACUUUUUAUGUAUUUGGAUCAGACGAAUCUGUGUUACAAAUUUAAACCACAGUCUUUGACACAAUAAAGUACAUGUCUUUAUUACUUUUUCAUUAUCU
Messenger RNA from Esox lucius (northern pike), 3421 nucleotides. RefSeq lists its product as uncharacterized. The coding region runs from base 35 to 3139 and encodes 1034 amino acids. The transcript is spliced from 28 exons. The record is from RefSeq and is a predicted model, not a curated record. Lineage: Eukaryota; Metazoa; Chordata; Actinopteri; Esociformes; Esocidae.